AAUAUUUCCAUGCCUACCAAACCUGCCCUCUGAGAGAAGUUUCCCGAUUUUAGAGUGAAGGUGGCGUUCGGGUUUUAAGGGAGGGAGAUUUCUAAUUGAGAGAGAGAGAGAGAGAGGGUCGUUUUCUGGUUUUCCAUAGCGCGAUGGUGUCCGAUCUGAUAGAGAGAGAGGUGUUUUGGCCCUUAGAGAGAGAGAGAGGUCUUUGUAAAGUUGAGAGAGAAAGAGAGGUCUUUGUAAAAUUGAGAGAGAAAGAGAGAGGUCUUUGUAAAAUUCUUCAGAGCUCGAGUGGGUCUUGUUUGUUAUAGCAUUGAGAGAGAGAGAGAGAGAGAGAGAGAGAGAGAGAGAGAGAGAGAGAGAGAGAGAGAGAGAGAUGGAAAGUAGUGUGAGAAACAUCCUGGAGCAGGAGGAGCUGAAGUGGGUUUUUGUUGGGGGCAAAGGGGGAGUUGGGAAAACGACAUGCAGUUCAGUUCUCUCUAUUCUUCUCUCUAGGGUUCGAUCCUCUGUUCUCAUCAUCUCCACUGACCCUGCUCAUAACCUCAGCGACGCCUUUCAACAAAGAUUUACAAAGUCACCCACUCUUGUCCAUGGCUUCUCCAAUCUCUAUGCAAUGGAAGUGGAUCCCAAUGUGGAGAAAGAUGAGUUGCCCAAUGUAGAAGGAAUGGACAGCUUUAUUUCUGAGUUAACAAAUGCGAUUCCCGGCAUUGAUGAGGCUAUGAGCUUUGCUGAGAUGCUUAAAUUAGUACAAACAAUGGAUUAUUCAGUUAUAGUGUUUGAUACUGCGCCUACGGGGCAUACACUGCGUUUGUUGCAAUUUCCAUCUACCUUGGAGAAAGGACUUGCGAAGAUGAUGAGCUUGAAAAACAAAUUUGGAGGCCUCAUAAACCAGGUAACUAGGAUGUUUGGUGUUGAUGAAGAAUUCGGUGAGGAUGCAAUCUUGGGAAAGCUUGAAGGCAUGAAAGAUGUGAUUGAACAAGUCAACAGACAGUUCCGUAAUCCAGACUUGACGACCUUUGUUUGUGUUUGCAUUCCGGAGUUUCUCUCACUAUAUGAGACAGAGAGGUUGGUGCAAGAGCUUGCGAAAUUUGAGAUUGACACCCACAAUAUCAUCAUUAAUCAAGUCCUCUUUGAUGAAGAAGAUGUUGAAUCCAAGCUGUUGAAAGCGCGAAUGAAGAUGCAAAAGAAAUAUCUGGAUCAAUUCUAUAUGUUAUAUGAGGACUUCAACAUCACUUUGCUACCCCUGCUUCCUGAGGAGGUUUGUGGGGUUGAAGCACUAAAGAAAUUUUCUGCACACGUCUUAACACCAUAUCAGCCGUCCACCACCCCCAAGGGGACUGUGGAAGAGCUGGUGAAAAGAAUAUCUACCCUCAGGUUGCAACUCAAAGAGGCUGAAACUGAGCUUGAAAGACUAAGGAAAGGCAAAGAUAAGAUCUGAGUCCAGUUUCUUCUUGCAUCAUUUUCUUGCAAUUCUUUCAAUUUUGAGUUCCACUUUUUUGUUCCCUUGUAACAUGACAUAAUGGCCCAUGCUGCAUUGCUGCCUAUUUAUCAACCGAGUUUUCCAAUCUCCUCUUUCUCUGCAAAAUACUAGAUUGUUUAUCACAUUGCUUUCUUACAAAUGUUGAGUUUGAAUGAUACACUCCCAACCACCUAAUUUUAUAAAUAAACUGUCUUAUUA
Amborella trichopoda is the source of this 1672-nucleotide messenger RNA. The record is from RefSeq and is a predicted model, not a curated record. Lineage: Eukaryota; Viridiplantae; Streptophyta; Magnoliopsida; Amborellales; Amborellaceae.